Messenger RNA from Penicillium waksmanii, 315 nucleotides. RefSeq names its product Dabb family protein. The record is from RefSeq and is a predicted model, not a curated record. The transcript has 2 exons. NCBI's taxonomy places the organism in Eukaryota, Fungi, Ascomycota, Eurotiomycetes, Eurotiales, Aspergillaceae. The coding region runs from base 1 to 315 and encodes 104 amino acids.
AUGGCACCUAUCGAGCGCAUCACUCUUUUCAACGUCCCCAAGGCGGAAGACCGCAAGCGCCUGCUGGAGCAGUACAAGGUGCUCGCGAAGACCGCAACCAAGGAUGGCAAGCCCUACAUCGUCGCCGCUGCCGUCGGCGAAUCCUUCGACGACCCUCGCAACAAGGGCUUCAACAUCUCCGUCAAGACUACCUUUGCCUCACUGGAUGAUAUGAAAUACUACGAUACCGAAUGUGAAGCGCACAAGGCACUGAAGGCUGUUGCUGGCCCCGCCAAGACUGAUGUUUUGACUACGUACUACGAGAGCGUUCUGUGA